GUGAGCCAAGGGGACGGAAGGGAGAGGAGAGAGAGAGAGAGAGAGAGAGAGAGAAGAGGGGGAGCACAUGUGUAUGCUUGUCACUAAGGGGCUGGGAGAAGGACUAAGGGAAGCGAGGUAGCUGGCCACAGCCGCCAUAUGCUGACUGGAUUCCUGUUCAUGUCUGCUGUGUGAAGACUGUAGGUUUCUGUUGUGUGCUGGCCGGCUGGGGAACACACCAUGGGAAGCUCACAUCUCCUCAACAAAGGCAUGCCUCUAGGCAUCAGGCCACCCAUUAUGAACGGGCCUAUGCACCCGCGCCCCCUGGUGGCACUGCUGGACGGGCGUGACUGCACUGUGGAGAUGCCCAUCCUGAAGGACGUAGCGACCGUGGCCUUCUGUGACGCUCAGUCCACACAGGAGAUCCACGAGAAGGUGUUGAAUGAAGCUGUAGGAGCUCUGAUGUACCACACCAUCACUUUGAUGAGAGAAGACCUGGAAAAGUUUAAAGCUCUGCGUAUCAUCGUCCGCAUUGGCAGUGGCUAUGACAACAUUGACAUUAAAUCUGCUGGGGAACUGGGCAUAGCUGUAUGUAAUAUGCCAGCAGCCUCAGUGGAGGAGACGGCGGACUCGACGCUCUGUCACAUUCUCACUUUGUACCGACGUACCACCUGGCUGCACCAGGCUCUCCGUGAGGGCACGCGGGUCCAGAGCGUGGAGCAGAUUCGAGAAGUGGCGUCAGGAGCUGCGAGGAUCAGAGGAGAGACGCUGGGACUUAUAGGGCUUGGUCGAGUGGGCCAGGCUGUCGCCCUGCGAGCCAAGGCCUUUGGCUUCAAUGUGAUCUUCUAUGACCCUUAUUUGGCUGAUGGUGUAGAGAGAUCCCUGGGACUACAAAGGGUCACCACACUACAGGACCUGCUCUUCCACUCCGACUGUGUCUCUCUGCACUGCAGCCUCAACGAACACAACCACCACCUGAUCAAUGACUUCACCAUCAAACAGAUGCGUCAGGGGGCGUUCCUGGUAAACACGGCCAGGGGGGGUCUGGUGGAUGAGAAGGCCCUGGCUCAGGCCCUGAAGGAGGGGAGGAUACGUGGAGCUGCUCUGGAUGUUCACGAGACAGAGCCUUUCAGUUUCAGUCAGGGCCCUCUGAAGGAUGCUCCCAAUCUGAUCUGCACCCCACAUGCCGCCUGGUACAGCGAACAGGCAUCGCUGGAGAUGAGAGAGGAGGCAGCCAGGGAGAUCCGAAGGGCUGUCACAGGUCGUAUCCCAGACAGUCUGAAGAACUGUGUGAAUAAGGAGUUUCUCACCCAGAACAACCACUGGACAGGAGUUGACCCAGCUACUGUCCACCCUGAGCUCAACGGGGCUUAUAGGUAUCCUCCAGGAGUCGUGAGCUUGCCAGCUGGAGGCCUCCCGCCUCCCGUUGAAGGCAUUGUGCCCAGCGCUGUGCCCAUCACACACACCCUCCCACCUGCUGUCACACACCCUCCUCAUGCCCCGUCCCCAGGACAAAAUACAGUCAAGCCACCAGAGGGCGACAGAGAGCAGCAUCCAAAUGACCAACUGUAGCCACGCACACAAACACAUGCACACAUAAACACACACACUCACACACACCCACACACACACUGGCCUGUGUUGUCUGGAGGAGUUUGGCAUAGCAAAUGGGAUCAUGGCGAUAAGUUCUCUUGUGACAAAGUUGUUAUCAGACAGGUUCGCACUUUGUCAGAUUUACAGGUUGAGGUCCCAAUAAGAAUCGAUUCACAGCUCUCUGGCAACCUUUAGCAGCCAGCUCACGCCCCCAAAGAGGAAGAGGCUGAUGACAGUAAAGAGGAUGAUGGAGGAGUGGACGGCUCUAAUCAAAGAGCAAGAGAAUUGUCCUCUGCUCCAACCUGAAGUCCUGAGGAAGAUCCACAGUUUUAUCUUAACAUAGCAAUGACACUAUAGGCCAGUUUAAAAGUUCUGCCAGAAGUAACAACAAUAACAAGAAUAUAAUAAUAAUAACAAUUAUGAUUAUAAUAAGAACUUUUUGGAUUUGGGAAGAAAAAAAAUGAAUCAAAUUCUGCUGUCUUAGACUGUAGUGUGUCCAAAGGUAGAGGGGCCUGUUUCAUGUCUUUCUCUCUUUUUCUGUGUCCUUUCCUUAGUUUGAUGUACAAACAAAAGUAGUAGGUUAUGAAAUGAAUGUAACCUGUCUAUGUACAGUUUUUAGACAUGCGGCAAGAAGAUACUGAUAUUUGUAUUCCAGUCUUAAGAAAAAACAAAGGUUGUGUGAUCUCUCUAUGUACCCAAACCGGUUUGAAAAUACAAUAUCCGUUUUUUUUUGUUCAUUUGUUUUUGUUUUUUUGUGUCCCCAGACUAACAAGACCCCCCAAAAAAGGCAGCUUUUUGCACACCAUCUCAGGAAAUUAAGUUUCCGCAGUUGGUAUAAUAUUUUUUACAUUUUUAGUUUUAAAAAUUCCUUUUUAUGCCACUUAGUGCUUUUGUUUUUCUACCUGCUUGCCUUUUUUGUGUCCCACUGCAUUAGAAAAAGAACUUUAAGGAGAGCUAAAGUUGAUCUAAUGUUUGCUUUUGUUUGUUGUGUUUAAGGGGCAUGCGACUUUGCUCUUGGGACUCGUGUAAAUGUUUGACCCAAAUUGAGGGGGUUGUGGGAGGAAAGGCUGUAGCGAGGUGGCAUAAUGGUAUGCUUGGCUGGGACGACUUCAUCCCUCUUCACAAUUUGACAAAAGAGAGCCCUCUGGGUUAAUUACUUUGACGGACAAAGCAGGCUGUGAAUGAGGCAAUGCACUGAGAGUUUCUAGCAGCUUUACGGUUUGAGAAAUGUAAAAAGUUCUUAUCUUUGUCUUUCUUCAGGUCUAAUGAUCCACUACUUUCAUUCAUAUACGGAGCAUGAAGAGUUCAGCACGCUUAUGUUUACAAAUGAUGCACAAAACUGGUGAAUUGGUGUGUUGCUUCAUGCUGCUACAUCAGUGUUUUAGUAAGGUGCCCUUCUAGCUAUGGAUCUGUCAAUUAAGCCAGCUAACUUGUGAAAAACUGCACCAACAUACUCUAUUUAUCAUUUAUAUAACUCCUCUGUGUUCUGCCCAAACCAUUUUGGUUCCUGUUUGGACUCACUUGUGCAGAUGUGACAUCCAGUUAGGAGAGCUAAUGGUGACUUGAAAUUAGGUCAAACCAAAUUUUCUGACUUUUCAUCUGUUCCCAAAUCAAUCUUUUAAGACUUAACACUUACUGGCUUGUCAGUUAGUAUUUCAUACACCUGCUAAAAGAGGAAUGACCGGUUUGUGAUAGCAAAAAACUAUGGUUUAAGAACGUGAGAGACAUCAUAUAUGCACAAUAAAGAUGUUUCAUGAUAGCAUGACAGAAUGUAUUGAUUUCUCCAGUCUAGCAUCCCUUUAACAUUUCAUGAUGGGUCCUUCCUGAGAUUACCAUUUAGCCACCCCCUGUGGCCUCUGUGUCUAUGUGUACAUAUGGUGUUCUGCCUGCCUGUGUCAAUGUGACUUGGUUGUAUCUGUGUCUAAAUAAGCAGCACUGGGAGGAGGGGUUGUGAUUUCUUCUCUCCACAAGGCAUCAUUACAGAGACUGCCAUCUCGAUACACAACUAAACACUAUGUAAAAAUGCUCGAAACUGGUCUUCAAAUUCAAGCUGAGCCAGUAACAUAUGGUUUUACUGGUUACAUUCUCACAGCGUACAGAAAAUGCUGAUCUUGUUACAUCAGCAGUGAAAUAUCUGAGACUCUUUUUCUAUCUGGAAAAUUUAUCACUCAUUCCAGCUCACGUGUUGUUGAUGUUAGCAGGCCAGCUAAGUGACGGUGCUUUUUGGAUCCCCUUCUACCAGCAGCUGAGUAGUAAAAACAGUUCACUGUCGCCUGCCUGGUCUUCUUCAUGGUGAGGUAGUAAGAGUAGCAAUCAGGGAUGGAAAUUUCACUGGCCACUGGCGAGUAUGUUUCAGCACAGGCUAGUGUUGAGUUCUCACUGACUAGAAUCUGAAGGGGGGGGGGGUCCAGUGCAGAAGGUACUGAGGUGACAUUUUAAUAUCGUCUUCAGACUGGAGCCCCCAAAAUCCUGAAAGGAAUGGUGGAAUAUUCUGAAUUUCACAUUCAAUCUUUCCUCACCAGAUGCCUGAUGUUACAUGGAGAAGAAACUCCAAUACUUCCUAAGCUAAUGCUUCGAAGUUGAAAGCAUUCCUCACUCAAACUGAUGGGUGCCACCAGUAGAAACAACAGACUGACUCUUCAAUCAUCGAGGUGCUCCAUGAAAUUCCAUCCCUGGUAGUAACACACAGUCCACUGUUGCCUACCUUGGUCCCCUUUAUGGUGAAGUAGUAGGCGUAGCAAUACACAGUAUACAUAUUCUAUAUUCUACAGUAAAUAUCAUUAUUUUUGGUCAAAACUGACAACCUGACAAAGAUAUGUUUGUGACUGUAUGCAUUUGUAUGAAUUAUUUUAAAAGGAAAUAAACUGUGGAAAGGUGAAA
Messenger RNA from Scatophagus argus, 4452 nucleotides. Its product is annotated as C-terminal binding protein 1. Bases 220 to 1551 code for a protein of 443 amino acids. Gene Ontology annotation, molecular function: NAD binding; oxidoreductase activity, acting on the CH-OH group of donors, NAD or NADP as acceptor; transcription corepressor activity. The record is from RefSeq and is a predicted model, not a curated record. NCBI's taxonomy places the organism in Eukaryota, Metazoa, Chordata, Actinopteri, Scatophagidae. The transcript has 11 exons.